This is a messenger RNA of Histoplasma capsulatum G186AR, 2361 nucleotides long. RefSeq lists its product as uncharacterized. The transcript has a single exon. Gene Ontology annotation, cellular component: U2-type post-mRNA release spliceosomal complex. The coding region runs from base 1 to 2361 and encodes 786 amino acids. NCBI's taxonomy places the organism in Eukaryota, Fungi, Ascomycota, Eurotiomycetes, Onygenales, Ajellomycetaceae. Gene Ontology annotation, molecular function: nucleic acid binding. Gene Ontology annotation, biological process: spliceosomal complex disassembly. The record is from RefSeq and is a predicted model, not a curated record.
AUGGAUUGGCCACCGCGAACAUCUUUUGCUGGCCAGAAGCGGAAAAUUAACGAUGUCAAUUCUGAAGAUGAGGAGGAGGGGGACCAGAAGCCUGCUGUUGGUUUUCGCCGAUUUACACCACCGACAGUGACACUCUCUCCAUCACCCCCACCUACCAUGAAUGCAAAAUCUGGUCAUCGUUCAACAUGGGCAAAUGGCGGCGGUUCCACUCUCAAAGGACAAAAUGGGGCGGGCAAGGCAGGGCCUGGUGGAAGUGGAAAUACAUUUGCCGCCCGAAUGAUGGCUAAAAUGGGGUACCAGAAAGGCCAAGGCUUGGGCGCCAGUGGACAGGGGAUGCUUAAUCCAAUCGAAACAGUAUUACGACCUCAAGGAAUUGGUUUAGGUGCUGUCAAGGAGAAAUCGCAACAGGCGAAAGAUGAAGCAAGACGUGAGGCUGCUAGGCGAGGGGAGGUGUUGGAAGAUAGUUCGGAUGAAGAGCGUGAAAUAAGGCGGCGGCGGAAAGAGGAGCGGAAGAAAGGGAGUCGGAGUGGAACAAAUACCCCUAAGGGCCCUGUGAAACCAAAGUUUAGAACUGCGCGCGAGAUUGAAGCGGAUACGGCUGGAUUGGAGGUUCCGAAUAUCCUCAAGUCGUUGAUCGAUGCCACUGGCAAAGAGCAGAAGUUAUUGACGUCGACGGCUGGGCUGAUGACACCGCUGGAGUUCGUGAGCGCUGACGAAAGUGAGGCUCUAAAAAUUGCAAGGAGAGCAAGGAAUGACCUCGAAGCUUUUGCAGAUGAAUGGAAGGCACUGGCAGAGAGAAGGAAAUUUGUGGAACUUGAAGAAAACGAGGUCGUGGCAGAGUUGGAUACGCAAGAGACUAAAAUUGGACAACUUUCUUCAUUAUCUUUGGCUGUGGAAGCGUUGGAGAAUUUUAGACUUGAUGACAACCUAGCAGGACGAUGGGAGCGAAUCACCCGGCAGUUGGAGGAGCUGGAAAUCCAAUACGAAGAUGUAUUCGACGAGUAUCAGCUGUCUGAGCUGGCUGUUGCGGCGGUUCACCCUUUAUUUAGGGAGUCUAUGGAGGAAUGGGAGCCACUGAAUGACCCCACUUACUUGGUGUCCAAUCUCCAACGGCUUCAACCUAUCUUAUCUCGAAAACCUCAUAACGUGCAGGAGGGUGAUGGCAGGCAAAAACAUUCCACCACCCCGUACGAAACCAUGGUAUAUACUAUAUGGCUCCCAAGAAUUCGCUCUGCGAUCCUCAACGACUGGGACGUACAUGAUCCGUCACGCGCAACAGCUCUGAUAGAUGCCUGGAAAGAUGUGUUACCCGAAUUCAUAUACUCCAAUGUUCUUGACCAGCUUAUUGCCCCAAAACUUAGUACGGCAAUCAAAGAAUGGAAGCCACGAAGUAAGAAGAAACGAAAUGGAACUUCGUCCCAGGCAUCACAGUUUCCAUGGUGGCUCUUCGAUUGGCUACGAUAUUUAGACGAACGACAUACAAACCCCAAGGCUCCAACCGGACUCCUAUCUGAUGCGAAGCGAAAAUUCCGCUUGAUGUUGGAUACCUGGGAUUUGGAUAGUGAGCUCCCUGGUGGCCUUGAAUUUUGGAAAGAAGCGCUAGGCUCGGAAUUUGAUACGGCAUUACGAAAUCAUCUCCUCCCACGUUUAGGCAGGCACCUCCGCGAAGAAUUCGAAGUGAAUCCACAAGACCAAAACAUAGACCCGUUCGAAAACAUCUUGAAAUGGAAGGAUUAUUUCAAACCGGCCGUCAUCGCUCUCCUCCUCACCGCUGAAUUCUUCCCGAAAUGGCAUGCUGUGCUACACCUCUGGCUCACGUCCGAGCCUAACUACGAAGAAGUUGGCCAAUGGUUCUCAUGGUGGAAGUCACAAGUUCCCGAUGAAAUCAAUGCCGUCGACGAAAUCGCCGAAGAAUGGGAACGGGGACUUGAAAUGAUGAACCUUGCACUUGACCUGGGUGACAGGGCCAAGACAGAGCUGCCACCGCCAGUCACCAGUCAACAGAGACAACAACGAGACUUGCGAGAUCAUAUCAAGCAAAAAUCCUCAUCCACGCAAGCACCGGCGGGAGCCUCCAAAUCCCGAUCAACGCAAUCAGCCAAGCGCAUCGAGGAGCCGACAUUCAAGGACGUCGUGGAAGAAUGGUGUGCAGAUGAGGGACUUAUCAUGAUCCCACUACGCGAAGCACAUGUCCAGAGCGGCUUGCCAUUAUUCCGUAUCACAGCGAGUGCCAAUGGAAAGGGUGGAGUGCAGGUGUACCUCAAGGGAGACGUGGUGUGGGCGCAGAAUAAGAAGGCAAGAGACGUAUGGGAACCGCUUGGGUUGGAUGGUGUGCUUGUAGGACGAGCAGAAGGGAAAUGA